AUAAUAAGAAUACAAAAGCAAGAGCAGAGUAUAAGUUACUACAAAAAUCAAAUCACAAUGCAAGAAAAUUGCUACAAGAUACUUUGUUAUACACUAAUGAUUACAGAAAAAACAUUGUACUUAAAGCUAUAUUACUAUUAUAUACCACUACUAAGGACAAAAAGAAAGUUUUUGAAAAAAAACUUAAAGGCUUGGGUUUUCUAAUAACAGAAACCAAAACACCACUUACUGUUCUCAAGAUAGAAGAUGCUAUAUAUAUGACAAAACUGUUAGAAAACCAAGGCCCACACAAGGAAAUUUUCAAACAGACAAUUGCUAAACCUCAUGAACCUGUAAAUAUCCAGAUUCUUAAACUUUUAAAGGAAUUCAAAUAUAAAUAG
Messenger RNA from Dentiscutata erythropus, 380 nucleotides. NCBI's taxonomy places the organism in Eukaryota, Fungi, Glomeromycota, Glomeromycetes, Diversisporales, Gigasporaceae. The record is from the annotation of a GenBank genome assembly.